Molecule: messenger RNA, 831 nt
Organism: Wallemia mellicola CBS 633.66
Lineage: Eukaryota; Fungi; Basidiomycota; Wallemiomycetes; Wallemiales; Wallemiaceae
Exons: 1
Coding region: 1-786 (261 amino acids)
Biological process (GO): canonical NF-kappaB signal transduction
Source: RefSeq, a predicted model, not a curated record
AUGAAUAAACUCAAGUUUAAGAAAACGAAAAGUGAAAUUGAAGAGGACGAAAUUAAUAACCUAAAAAAGACUUACAAGAAAAGAAUAUUCGUUAGUCCACCAAGGUAUGCAGAAUUUGAUGAGCCAAUAACUCCCCCAAGAAAGGCAUGCAAACGUGAUGAGGACGAGGAAUUUAUAAGUAAAUUAGCUGAUAUUGCGGACGAGGAUGCCGAAUUUGAAGCCUAUAUACCACAUAGAUGGCAGCACCAAUACUUUGAUUCAUACAGCGAUAACGAUUUAGAUGACGAAGAGAGUUAUGCGGAGAGAAUCAGAGCUGGUAUGUGGCAAAGAUACCAUCCGAAAGAAGCUGAACAAGAUAGGGAAUCAAGAAGAUCGAGACAGUCAUCCGCUGGCAAGCAUAAGAAAGCUAAACAAGCGGCUAAAGAACAGAUUCAAAGUGAACUAAAGGAGAGCGCCAUAAAACAAUCAAAGAAAGAAGCAGAAGAUAUAGAGAAUUAUAGGAUAUCAUUCAGGCGCUUCUGGUUGGACACCCCUGAUGAAAUCACUAUCAAGAACAUCAAAUACCCUUCGAUUGACAAGGAUAUCUCAAGCGAGAGUAUCACGAAAUUCCUCCAACUAGACAUCAUCAGCUCAUCUGAACAGAGGAAGCUUAUACGGGAUCUCAUGCGUAUCUUCCAUCCUGAUAAAUUCGUCGGUAAAUAUAAAGACAAGAUACCCUCGGCGGAAUUUGAUCGGAUACAUCAAAACGUUGAAUUCAUAGCAAGGAUACUGACUCAUUUGUUGUAAUUUUUAUAAAUAACUAAUGUACUUUUAUCAGUAAUAUAUCAUACG